AUGCCAUUAUCGCUAUUGGAUUUACUGUUAAAUCAUGCUUGGCCAUUCGAUACAUUAUUAUGUAAAAUUUGGUCAACGAGCGAUGUCCUUUUCUGCACAGCAUCCAUACUUAAUCUUUGUGUCAUAUCAAUUGAUCGCUAUUUGGCAAUUUCUAAGCCAUUAAAAUAUUCUCGAACAAGAAAUCGUAAAACAGCUGCUUUAUUAUUGGGCUCAGUUUGGUUGAUCUCAUUCAUAGUAUGUACACCACCAUGGAUUUUUCAUUUUGAUGAUUAUCCUACAACUGCUCGUAUGAAUAUUUUUGGAUCCAAUUCAUGUUUGGAUAUGAUCGUUUGUGAUUAUCCCAGUGGUAUUAUGUAUCGAAUAUAUAGCUCCAUGGCGAGCUUCUUCAUACCACUUUUGCUGAUGUGCUCGGUGUACUGCAAAAUAUUCCGAAUUAUAUCUACACGCGAAAAAGUUUUGUGGAAGAGUAUCAAUUUGAAAUCACAUGACAGAUCAACUAAAAAUCAUUCUUAUAACCAAAGCAGAGAUAGGAAUAGCAAUGAACGUUAUUAUUCACAACCAAAUGAUAUGCUAUAUUCGGAAGAAGAAUCAAUGUCUGAAAAGCAAACAACACAUGAUUUAAUGUUUAGUACUAUCAGUGUUGGCAUAUCUCCGCUUAAAUCAAAUUCACCCAUUUGUGAAAUAGCAUCAAAUAAUCAAUUAAAGUCAUCUGCAAAUCGAAUGGAUACUGAUGAUGGAAAUGUGUUAACAUUAGCCAAAAUAGCACAACAUUGUCACCUCAAGCUACAGCCUCGUUAUUUGUUAUCCAAAGCUCAUGAUCGUUAUCAAACUUAUGGUCCUGGCAAAUUUACUAACAAUUCGAAGGAGAAAAUUGUUUAUAUGAAAGAACGAAAAGCUCUAAAAACGAUUGCCAUUCUUUUUUUCGCAUUUUCAAUAUGUUGGUUUCCAUUCUUUGUAAUUUACCUGAUCGAAAUACUGGUGAGCAAUCCUAAUGAGAUCAUGUAUACAACAAAAGAAGUAUUCCUAUGGCUAGGCUAUUCAAAUUCUGUAUUGAAUCCAAUAAUCUAUACAAUGUAUAAUCAUGAUUUCCGGCGAUGUUUUCGUGAUCUUUUGACAUUAGGCUACAUGAGGAAACAACGAUCAAUGAGUAUCCGUAAACUUCAUCAACAAAGUAACUGUUGA
Molecule: messenger RNA, 1182 nt
Organism: Acanthocheilonema viteae
Lineage: Eukaryota; Metazoa; Nematoda; Chromadorea; Rhabditida; Onchocercidae
Source: the annotation of a GenBank genome assembly